Molecule: messenger RNA, 2110 nt
Organism: Anopheles aquasalis
Lineage: Eukaryota; Metazoa; Arthropoda; Insecta; Diptera; Culicidae
Product: hornerin
Source: RefSeq, a predicted model, not a curated record
CAUUGCAACAUUAUUGGUUUAGGAUUCUUCUUGUGUGAUUCCAAGUUCGCAAGCAAGGGAUAUGUUAUGAGCAUUAACAUAUAGGCUGAUUUUUGCAUGAUCGCUAAAUAUAUUGGUGUAGAAUACUUACACAAAUCGCGUGCGUAAGUUUUAAAAGCGAAAAACAUCAACAUAAAAAAUAAAAUAAUUGUAUGCUGACAGAAAUAAAUUUGGUUAGCAUGAUGAAGUUGUAUCUGCCAGUUUUAUUGCUAGUAGUACAUUCCACUUAUGGCAAUCUAGCUAGUGAAAGCACUGUUGCCUCCGGAAAGCUCAUUAGCUCUCCAUCGCCAUCAUCACCGCCGAUUCCUAUGUCUUUAGGAAGCCUAUAUCGGAGCACCCGGGAUGACUAUAGUGCUAGAGGUCGUUGUACAAACUGUGGACCAGGAUAUGAGCGUGACAUGCGUACCUACGGCCGUCCGACGGGCAUAACUGGAUACUAUAGUGGCAUGGGGUCGAUUUUCGAUGAUCGCAAUUGGUAUUAUCGACCGGAAUCAUAUGAGGAUCGUUACCGUGGUGGAGGAGAACCUGCAAUGAGCCCCUAUUACCAACCACAACAGGGUUAUGGCUCUCAGAGCUAUCGGCAACCACCUUAUAUGAAUGGCAUGGAAUACGAUCGUUACAUGCAGCGUCCAGAUGAUCGAAGCUAUAACGGAUAUUCGGGUAUGGCAAUGAAAACCGGUUACUACGAAGGAAGUAGCAGAAUGUCGUACUAUCCCGAAAUGAUGCGUGGAUACGGUUAUCGUGGAAAUGGUUACGACAAUCUCGAUCCAAACUAUAAUCACUACAUGACUCAACGUGGAGGUGUUGGAAUGAAUAAUCGGGAUUAUUACAAUGGACACUACGACGACAGAAUGAGUAACCGCGGCUAUUAUGAUCAGAAAAAUUUCCGGCCAUGGGACGAAACGUACAGUCGUCCAACAACCUCUUCCUCAUCCUCUUCAUCAACAUCAUCUUUAUCAUCUGCAUCGCCAUCGUCUUCGUAUACUGCACACACGUCGAUACACGGGCCAACGGCGCCUGGGGCAAUUCAUACCGGAUACGGUCCUAGUAGUAGCAGCCACGGAACUCACGGAUACCGACCAGAGCACACGGUGCAUCAAAGCAAUCCCGACCGCCCGGACUACAAUUCAGCCGAUUCCUCUCCGAAUUGCUGUCGCAAUCGAUAUCCUGAGCAAGUACCUUCUCAAAGCGGAUCCUAUAGUAGUCAUGGAGGUCAUGGGUCAAGUGGUUUGCCCACCUACGGUCAGCGACCUUCUUCCUCUGGUGGAUCAUGGAGCUACGUGAGUAGCGGUGGACCGAUCAGCACUGGUAGUCAACAUUAUGGUGGUAGCAAUAGCCCCAGUGCUCAUGGUUCGUACCAAUCAAGUACAGGAGGAGGAAGUGCAUAUAACGAACAUCACACCGGGUCCGCUGGUUCUACCGGUGGUUCUUCGAGCAACGCGUACGGUAAUCGAGGAUCUGACCACUCGAGGGAUAAUGACCAUCGCCAACAGAGGUGAGUUUUUAGCAUAAUGAAAUAAAAGGUUUCUUUUUCCUAACUAAAGUACGAUCAAAUUUAGCACGGUAUGGAUCGAUAGUUUGUGAUAUUGGUAAACGGAUUCGCAGUGUGUAUUUGUAUAGCAUGCGUCAUGCAAAAGAUGACGCGAUUUAAAAAACCGUCUUUUGCAUCUAAUUUGUGAGAGAUAUUUUACUAGCUUAAACGCUAUGAAAUGUAUUUGUUUUUAUACUGGCACCAAUCUGGAGAGGGCAAACAUACAUCUAUGCACAUUUCAAACUAGUGAUGGCGGCAGCAAUCCUUUCACAUGCACUAUUGUACUAAACACAGAGAGGGAGAGGGAGAGAUACAUGGAGAGAGAAAGUGAGAGAGAGUGUAGGUUGUCCCGAUGGAACGAGAGGCCUAAUAAAAUCUAUGCAAGAUGUUCUCUAACCAAUUUAAUUUAAUUUAUGCAACUUUGAUAGCUCAUCCAUAGCUUCCACGGAUAUAUUAGUAUGUGGAAAUGUGUAUUAAUGAAUGUCAAAGCAUUUAUCAAUCACAAGAUCAUUUAAGGAUACUUUAGGGACAUUUUGGUUA